Molecule: messenger RNA, 1488 nt
Organism: Penicillium atrosanguineum
Lineage: Eukaryota; Fungi; Ascomycota; Eurotiomycetes; Eurotiales; Aspergillaceae
Product: MFS transporter
Exons: 1
Coding region: 1-1488 (495 amino acids)
Biological process (GO): transmembrane transport
Molecular function (GO): transmembrane transporter activity
Source: RefSeq, a predicted model, not a curated record
AUGGGAUCUUGGAAAUGGCCUGGAUCUCGAUACGAGGAUCAAGAGUCUACACAACCAAAGCUUGUGGUGCUACGGUCUUCGCGGUGCUUUAUUAUAGUUGUGGUGUCGUUCGCUGCUGCGACGGAUGUCUUCAUGUAUGGCCUGAUCGUGCCAGUCACGCCCACUGCGCUCCAAAUUAGAGUAGGGCUUUCUAAGGGAAGUGUCCAAGCCUGGGCUUCGAUUCUUCUGGCUUUAAACGCGGCUGCUCUGUUGGCCUUCUCACCUAUUUUCGGGUAUAUUGCCGAUCGAUCAGAAUCUCGUCGAUGUCUUUAUCUACUUGGCCUGGUUGCGCUGGGCGUAGCGACGGCCUUGCUAUGUGCCGGCACAAAUAUCGGUCUUUGGAUUGCUGGUCGGAUAUUUCAGGGUGCUGCGGCCGCAGUGGUUUGGGCGGUUGGAAUGGCGCUCAUGGUUGAUACCGUUGGUAAAGACGGAUUUGGUCAAGCUGUUGGCUAUGUGUCAAUGGCUGUUAGCUUCGGAACAGUGGCUGGGCCUCUUCUCGGUGGUGUUCUUUAUCAAUAUGGCGGAUACUAUGCAGUCUUUGGUCUUGCCUUUGGAUUUAUCGGGCUUGAUAUCUUCCUUCGGUUGAUGCUAAUCGAGAGAAAACAUGCGAUCAAGUGGCUUGUGCCAGAGACAAGGCCGCUCACAACUGAGCAGGAAGCGACGGAAAAAAGAGCAGGAGAGAACCCAUCAAGUCUGCUGUCUUCUAGUGAUUCCUAUCAUAAUGGAGGCCCCCAAACAGAUCCUUCUUCACGAAAUGCGCUAGGGCGCGUCGCUUUUCUCUUAAGCUCACCCCGUCUUAUCGUGUCCCUCUGGGGCAAUUUCAUUAUUACGCUAGUUCUGGCCUCGUUUGACAGUGUCCUACCACUAUUCGUGCAAGGGAUAUUCGGAUGGCAGCAAAGUGGCCAGGGUUUGAUAUUCAUCCCACUCAUGGUACCACAUGUGCUAUGCCCAGUAACCGGAUUGGUCAUCGAUAAGUUCCCGCGUGCUUGUCGCUACAUUACCGCCGGGGCAUUCUUAUUUUCCGUGCCCGUAAUGGUUCUUCUACGGCUUAUCACAGAGAAUUCCAUGCGUCACAAGAUUCUGCUGUGUGCUCUGCUCGCUCUGCUCGGCCUCUGCUUUUCUGUGGCAAUUCCCCCUCUAUAUGCGGAGGUUUUCUAUGCCGUGAAACAAAAUGAGGAUCAAACCCCUGGAAUAUUUGGUCGCGGUGGAGCUAUGGCUCUGGCUUUUGGUCUAUCCAACAUGGGAGCUGCCACUGGGUACCUUAUCGGGCCGUUCUUCGCUGGCUUUAUUCGUCAGCAGGCUAGUUGGGGAACUAUGGGCUGGGCGUUAGGAUUGCUGGCUGGCGUAUCGUCAAUUCCGACCUUGCUUUUUCUAGGAGGCUGGAUCUUGAGGGAGCCUGUGAGGUCGGAAGUUGAGUCUCGGCUUUCAGAUACAGCCUCUGGUUCUUAG